CCUGCGCAUGACGCACGCGCGCACGCAAGUGUUCCAAUUGGCAAAUUUGAAUUUUAUUACGUUAAAGAAACCGAUCGGCCAAUUGCGAUCGUUGGUUUUCUUAGGCGACUUUUACAUAUACAGUGUGUCCCGUUAGUGUUGUGUCUGUGACAUUGAAAUAAAAACUGUUUAAUACAGUUGAUUGUGUUUUUUUACAUUUCAUUUUAGAAGGUCGGAUGUACUCAUUAAAUAACUGGUAAAUAAAUACAGCUGAGCGAAACAGGCCAGCCGUGCAUGCUCGGCAGUGAUUAGUGACCCACUCGAAGCAACCGGAACCAUUAUGCCAUAUACAUCAACAACAAUCUAAAACGAUAGACCUGACUCGAAUUGCAAUUGAAAGAACCGUUAGUUAAUUAUGCUUAUUUAUUAACUCGCGACAUGAUGGAGGAGGUGACUACACGCCCCAAUUUGGAGUACAUCUCCCCUCUCCCCCCUAAAGUGAAGCAAAUUACCGGAUCGACUACUUUUACGCAGAUAACUGGCGAUGAUGCUAGCCUUCGAGUGAACGGAUUCGCCGAUAGUCGUUCAGACAUGGACUCUCUAAGUUCGAUGCACUCUCUUGUCCUUAAUUCUAAGACACCAACAACAACGGUAUAUUUAGCGGCGACCCAGCCAGAGCGACCCGCGAUCGCUCCUAGUACAGACGCACUCACCAACGGUCCACACGUGGUCACUAUCAGAAUAAACACGGAUGCUGAUAAGCCGAAGGCGCCGAAAAUAUCAAGCGUCCACCUCAAAAGUGAUGUCGACUUUGAUACUUAUAAAAUCAAUGACAACAGCAAGAAGAACAACAGCUUAGUCAGACUCAACGUCGAGGAGAGUCGGCCGAAAAUUUUAGAUAAUGAGGAUAUGUUAAAGGUGGAUAAACCACCGUACAUCUAUUGUAAUUCGUACGUGAACACAAUGUCUAAUAUCGUUAUGUCUAGUGGCCAAUGCUCUCCAAGUGACACUCUAGAUUCGGGUACGUGCAGCGACCUUGACGGUACACCACCACCACUUCCAAAAAAGAAGACAUUAAAAUCUAACUCCGCAAAGAAAGUCUCCGUUACGGUAAUUAACCAGUCAAGAAAUCAAAGCGAGGUCGAUUUCGAAGAUAACGACUCAAACAUAUCGUGUGACUCGCUAAAUAGUAGCGAGUUAAAUGGAAGCGUGCACGCCGACGAAAGUCAUAGCGACGACGCGAGUAAAAAAGAAAAGAAACAGUCUUCCGAGGCAGCGCCACAAGCGCUAGCCAAAGCGAACAAUAAAGACGGCAGCUUUCUACCACAAGGUCUUCUUCAAGACAUUAGAGAUCGUUCAGCGAAACUCAGUACGGUCGAAACUGAAAGUGAGUUGCAGACUGAGCGGAAUGAGGAAGUGAGUCAGAAUAUUAAUGAUAAUGCAAAUAUAUCAAAAGAAAGCGCUCAACUCACAUCGUUCCGUUUAGUUUCCCAGCUUAAUAGCGAAGUGAAGAAAAACAGUGCGGAAUUGCUACCGGUAACUGAAACCAAAACGCCCCUUAUUAGCGAGAGCACGUAUGAAGAAAGAAAGCAAUCGGAGAAAAUGAAAGACGAUUUAUGUUAUAGCAGCCACUACUUCGAUACGGACAAAUUUUAUGACUUCCACUUAAAUGAAAAACAAUUUGAUGAUGUGUCGGUGAAAAGUGUGAGUGAAAAUAAAAGUGUUUGUGAACAGCUGUCGGAAAUUGAAUAUUUUGCGGGAAUAAAAGAUUACAAAAGUGAGGAAGCACCAUCUACUAUAAAAAGUUCAAAGGGAACAAUUCGUGGUGUAAAAAACCGCGUUCGUGCAGGGAUUGCAACAUUUCUUCAGAUGCAAAGCACGACGAAGAGUUACAGAGAAAAAGACGCAGGCAAAGUUGUUUUAUACGCAACAACAAUGGGAAUAGUCCGCAGCACGUACCAGAGAUGUUUGCUAGUUAAGAAGAUUCUGCGGAACCUGCUCGUGAAGUAUGAAGAGAGGGACGUCUUCAUGAGCAUGGAGUACCAGGAUGAAAUCAGGGAUCGGAUGAAAAGUGACCAGAUUCUUGUCCCGCAACUGUUCAUCGAUGGUCAACACGUGGGGGACGCGGACACUGUUGAGAAACUGAACGAGUGCGGUGAAUUGAGGAAAAUGCUGAAACCGUAUAAGAGUCCAGACGCGUGCAACACUUGUCAAUUCUGCGGUGGUUUCCGUCUCCUACCAUGUCGGAUUUGCAAUGGAUCCAAGAAAAGCCUCCACAGGAACCAUUUCACGGCCGAAUUCGUCGCUCUCAAAUGCAUGAACUGCGAUGAAGUUGGCCUCGUCCGAUGCGAAGCCUGCUCCUGAUUAAAUAUUAAGUUUAAAAAACAAGCUUACAUUAACUGAUCAUUUACAUCUUAAAAUCUAGGAUUUAAACUAUAAUCUAGGCUGAAGUUUUGCUAUGUGUGCAUAUUUGAGAUGUUAAUUAUUUACAAGCACUUUUCUCGAACGGAGUUACUGCUAAUACCUAGUUAGUAUAUUCUAGAAACAAUUAGCUUUGGUGACGAAUUGUAGAAUUGUCAACGAGGCGUAAUUUAGUAGCGACUAUGGUCUUCUUAUUUACGAAUCAAUAGCAGGUUACGUAUUACAUAUAGCAGCGUGAUAUAGGUAAGAUAAUAACUACUUCAGCAAAAAACUUGGUUAAUAAAAUAAUAUUAUAAUACAAGAAUAUAUAUAAAUUUUCUUAAACAUAUAGUACUCGUCACGUAUGCUAAAAUUGUCUUAAGCAAAUCGUCGACGAUAUAAGAGAGCGCCAUGCCGUUCGACGUCAUGUCCGUCGCCGUCGCUCCAAUUGAUACGUCAUGUAAAAUUACGAAACUUUUUUUUUUUUUAUUCAAUAUAAUAACCGAAAUUAAAGGAGUAAAGGAGAGUUAUUUGUUAAAUAAGGAUUCGACGUAAUUCAAUUGUCAUCGUUAUUCGAAGAAUUUUUUGAAUACUAGGUUUAAUGAUUGUAUUGUUUUCAAAAUAAAUAUCAAACAUUUUUUUUUUUAAUUUAAUGCACAAAGCAUGAUUAUAUAGUUAUUUUUAAAUAGCGUUAAUUGUAUGUGAGGUUUGUUAAUUAGAUUAAAGAUUUAGUUUAUACUAAGAGAAUGUAAUCUAACGAGCAUGAUAUCAGAAUAAAUUUAAUAUUUUAAAUUUUGAAAAUGGAACAACUGAGGAUUUUUUUUUUUUAAUUCGUACUCGAUUGCAACUUUUUAAAAUAUUUUUAUUAAAUUUAUAAAUGCCUGUAACAGCGCCGUUGAUAUUUCACCGCGCUGAUGUAAUAUAGGUCGUUUAUACAUGUUGCGCUUCCUCGCAAUGAAAAUUGAGAAAUUCACUAAUUGCCCGAGUUUUUGAACUCGCAAUCUUCGUUUAAAUGAAAUUUCGACUAAUUCAAUUAAUCCUAAAUAAUUAUGGAAUGAAACAGAAAUGAAAGAAAACAUGGCAAAUAUAAAUAAUUUCUACAUUCCUUUGUUUUUUAUCAAUCAAUAAGUACUUGAUAUGAUUUUUUUUUUUAACAGUUUUAAUUUUAGCGGGUAAAGAUUUUGUCGUAGUCAUUAAAUCGACUGUCACUAUUUCUUUUAACGUAACGCAAAGGUGCUGAUUAUAUAACUAUUUGCUAAUGCUCAAACUAUACGGGGAAAAUCAAGUCUGGAAGUAAGGUUAUUAAUUAUGAUUAAGUUAAACGCAUAAUUUUUAUUGAGACUCCUUGAAAGUAGUAUGCCAUAAAUUAGAUGCAAUAACGUAUAUUUAUAGGCGAAUUAAAUGUUUAGUAUACGUGCUUUUAUACGUAGAAUAUAUUAAUAUAAUUUAGAUAUAAAUAGAUCAUAGUUUAGUGAAAAAAAUAUGGCAUAAAUAUUAAAACUCGAUAAAGUUGUUGUACUGUGAAACUAGAUGGCGUUGAUAACAAUGUCGAUUUUGUUUUUUGAACUUGGAAUGCAAUUUUUAUUCCAAAUAUUACGAUUACAAUAAAUUUUAAAGAUAUGCAUGGCGGUUUUAGCCGUAAAGAUCUUUGGUCGAAAACACACUGGUUUUUCACACUACAGUUACCUUUGAAUAUGUGUGGAAUUAAUAUAAGUUUCUUUACCGUGUAUUAAUACAUAUGAAAUACGAAUAAUAUCAUUAUUAUAAUAUCGAUGUAUAAAGUUUCUCUCGAGUUAAUAAUAAUAUCACAAAGUUCAUACAACAAUCGAAAAUUAAUUCUUCUUUACUUCGAAUAUUUUAUCCUAUUUUAUACUUUAAAAUAGAGUUUAAAAAUUCAAGUAAAUUAUAUAUUAAAUAAUAUGUGAUGGCUUACAAGGAAAUGUGAUAAAUAAAUGAAAAAUUGUAAUCAA
Molecule: messenger RNA, 4349 nt
Organism: Vanessa atalanta (red admiral)
Lineage: Eukaryota; Metazoa; Arthropoda; Insecta; Lepidoptera; Nymphalidae
Product: glutaredoxin domain-containing cysteine-rich protein CG31559-like
Exons: 5
Coding region: 418-2343 (641 amino acids)
Biological process (GO): sensory perception of sound
Source: RefSeq, a predicted model, not a curated record